ACGGGCGCCUUCGGCCGACGGCGGUCACUGUGGCUGCUCGACGUUGCGCCAGGCUGCCUUCCCCGCGAUACACACACCCCGCAAGUAGAUCCCUCGGAGCGGAGAUUCGCGCUUCUGUGAACGCGAGCGUCCGCGAACUUCGAACUUCGUCGCUGAUGUGGCUCGCGAGAACGUACCACGACGCCAACGGGGAUGCAUCUCCGGCCCGCGUAAUCAUGCAUAGAUGGCGUGCGUCGGGCGCAGGGCAUUUGGCGUACGAGUCAAGACGACAUAGACGCCGCGCUACGGUCGGUGGGGAAGAGAGUAAACCUGUAGCACUCUUUGACGUCUCUUCUGUGCAUACUCUCUCCGCGCGGCAUGCUACCCUACACAACUCCCGAUGGCGAAACUACAUGCGCAGGCAGCGCUGCCCGGGACCGCUCUGUCGUUCGCGGCCUCGUACGCCUUCCCCCGCUGUCGUCCCAUCGUCUCCGUAUGCCCUCGAGAUGACGCGUCCUCACGGUGCCUGUGCGAGCAGGCCGGCGUUGCUGGUUGCGGAGCCCCCCAGCUCGGAUGAUGUCUUGGAUCGGACCCCCGCAUAACUCGCGGCCUUGGACGCGCCAUAUACGACCAUCGGCAGCUCAUGGCCGAUGGUGAGGGCGACACUGGCCGUUGGUCUGCACGAGUGGCGCGUGCGUAGCAUGGUCUUGAACGAAAUGUCCCGGGAGAACUCGACACGGUGCUCGGACCUCGAGCGGUUCUUCCCUACGCGCAAUGCACCGGGAUGGAGACC
Molecule: messenger RNA, 772 nt
Organism: Trametes versicolor FP-101664 SS1
Lineage: Eukaryota; Fungi; Basidiomycota; Agaricomycetes; Polyporales; Polyporaceae
Exons: 2
Coding region: 156-581 (141 amino acids)
Source: RefSeq, a predicted model, not a curated record